Messenger RNA from Pelobates fuscus (common spadefoot toad), 1869 nucleotides. RefSeq names its product XK related 6 (gene XKR6). The record is from RefSeq and is a predicted model, not a curated record. Lineage: Eukaryota; Metazoa; Chordata; Amphibia; Anura; Pelobatidae. The coding region runs from base 22 to 1869 and encodes 615 amino acids. The transcript has 3 exons. Gene Ontology annotation, biological process: engulfment of apoptotic cell; apoptotic process involved in development; phosphatidylserine exposure on apoptotic cell surface. Gene Ontology annotation, cellular component: plasma membrane.
GAGGACGGAGAGACGGGGAAGAUGGCGGCCAAGUCGGACGGCAUGCUGGGGGUCGGCUCUGGGUUCGCCCAGCUCCACAAUCUGGACGAGUCGGCGGCGGCGGCCAUGGGGGAGGACAGGGGGGACGGGGACCCCCGGGAGAGCAGCUCCUUCCACAUCUGUCACUGCUGCAACACGUCCUCCUGCUACUGGGGCUGCCGGAGCGCCUGCCUGCGCUCCCUGCUGGGGAGAGGGGCCCGGGGGCCCGCGGGGGCCGGGGAGGGGGGCCACCGCCAGGGGGGCCAGGCUGGACAGCCCCAGCCGGCCAAGGGGGAGCGGGCCUGGCUGGACUGCCUGUGGAUAGUGCUGGCCCUCAUGGUCUUCUUCUGGGAUGUGGGCACCGACCUGUGGCUGGCUGCGGACUAUUACUCCAACAGGGACUACCUGUGGUCCUCCCUCACCCUGCUCUUCGUGCUGGUGCCCUCGGUGCUGGUCCAGAUCCUCAGCUUCAGGUGGUUCGCCCAGGAUUACUCCGGGGGUGGGCUGGGGGCGGUGGAGGGGCUCAGUAGCAGGGGACCCCCAAUGAUGGGGACUACUCACCACCACUACCACCGCCACCAUCACCACCUGUACUCCACCAGCAGCCCUGGAGCGAACAGGUUCUGCAGGAUGUCUGUCUGGAUCUGGCAGUCUGUCAUUCACAUCCUGCAGAUGGGACAAGUGUGGAGAUACAUUCGAACCAUGUACCUGGGCAUUCAGAGCCAGAGGCAGAAAGAACAUCAACGUCGGUUUUAUUGGGCUAUGAUGUACGAAUAUGCAGAUGUCAACAUGUUGAGACUCCUGGAGACCUUCCUAGAGAGCGCUCCACAACUGGUGCUACAACUCUGCAUAAUGAUCCAAAAGAACCGUGCAGACACCCUCCCAUGUGUAUCCUCUGUGGCCUCCCUGAUGUCCCUUGCUUGGGUGCUAGCCUCCUAUCACAAGCUCCUACGGGACUCCAGGGACGAUAAGAAGAGCAUGAGCUACAGAGGGGCGCUCAUCCAUCUUUUCUGGCGACUUUUCACCAUAUCAUCGAGAGUUAUCUCUUUUGCCCUCUUUGCUUCAAUCUUCCAGCUCUACUUUGGGAUCUUUGUAGUUGUCCACUGGUGCGUCAUGGCCUUCUGGAUCAUUCAUGGUGGGACAGACUUCUGUAUGUCCAAGUGGGAGGAGAUCCUCUUCAACAUGGUGGUAGGGAUUGUGUACAUUUUCUGCUGGUUUAACGUCAAAGAAGGCCGGACUCGAUAUAGAAUGUUUGCUUAUUACACUGUUAUCCUGACGGAAAACGUUGCCUUGACGUUCCUUUGGUACUUUUACAGAGAUCCUGACACAACUGAUUCCUAUGCCGUGUCAGCACUGUGUUGUGUUUUUCUUUGUUUUGCUGCUGGGAUAGUGUUCAUGCUUCUUUAUUACGGCGUGCUGCAUCCCAUGGGGCCACGCGCUAAGAUAUUUGCCAGCUCCUGUUGCGCCGAGCUGCUCUAUGGCAUUCCUUUGCCCCCUGAUGUUGAGCCUAUGGCACCUCAAACUCCAGGGCACCGGGGGGCACAGGCAACGCCAACCAGAGCAGUGUCGGAGCAACAAGAUGACCUAACAGCUGACACAUGCUUGCCCGUUUUUCAGGUGAGACCAACGGUGCCAUCUACUCCAACUGGGCGCCCUUUUUAUCCCGAGGGGCCGCUCAUUAAGAUCGACAUGCCAAGAAAAAGAUAUCCAGCUUGGGAUGCACAUUUCGUAGACAGACGGUUAAGAAGGACUAUCAACAUUCUUCAGUAUGUCACCCCCACAGCUGUAGGUAUUAGAUACAGAGACGGUCCUCUCUUAUAUGAAUUGCUACAAUACGAGUCUUCUCUAUAA